AUUUGAUAAGAAAAAAUGACUAUUGAUAACCCUCACGCAGAAACCAUUAGAAAGGCUUUAGAUCUUUUGAAAGAAUAUACCAGUAACUUGGAUGGUUGGAACCUGACACAAGAAAAGAAUGGCGUCAAAUUGUAUACCAAGUCAGAUGGUUCAGCUUUUCCUAUUGUGCGUGGUGAGACUGUUCUUACCGGUACAUCAUUUACAGCAGGUCAAGUAGCUGCAGUUGCCACCUCACCUGGUUGUCGUAAAGUGUGGGAUGAAAAGUUUGAUGUAGCCGAACUUAAACAAGUGUACAGUCCCAAUGAAAUCUUAUUCUGGUCCAAAGUCAAGACCCCAUGGCCAAUUAGUCCUCGCGACAUGGUUGGUGUCUCAUUACGUGAAAAUCCCUCGGACGACAUUGCCUAUUCGGUCAUGAGCUCUGUCAAGGAUGCUUCUUUACCCGAUGUAUCUGGCUGUGUACGUUCUCACCUCUUUAUCUCGGGUUGGAAACUCCAAAAGACAGAUGCUGGUGUUGCCAUUAGUUACAUUACUCAAAUUGAUUUAGCUGGUUCUAUCCCCGCCGCAUUCUUAAAAUCCACACAACAACAAAUCCCUCUCUGUGCAGGCUCGGUGGCGAAAUUCAUCAAGGAGAAUGGUUUCCCCCCUAUUCAACAAAAUUGUACGGCUCAGUUGGUCAAUGAAACAUUUGAUUAUGGUAAAAGAGAGCAUGUAACACAUUUUGAUGGACAAGGAAGUACUCAGUUCUUCAUCUCGAGUCAAAUGUAUCCUAAGGGUGUCAAGGUCACAUUAACGGGUAAUGGCAGUUAUGCUUUUGAGGAAGAUUAUGUUCGUGUCACGGGUAUCGAUGGUCCCACCACCAUCAGCAUCAAAAGAGCUUAAAAAAUAAAAACUAUGCAUGUGGCAUUAUAAAUGGUUCAUUAUCAUUUGUGUUUAUAAAC
Molecule: messenger RNA, 938 nt
Organism: Mucor mucedo
Lineage: Eukaryota; Fungi; Mucoromycota; Mucoromycetes; Mucorales; Mucoraceae
Exons: 2
Coding region: 16-879 (287 amino acids)
Molecular function (GO): lipid binding
Source: RefSeq, a predicted model, not a curated record